AUGAUCACGGCCCGGGAGCACUCCAGCCACAAACAACAAUCAGAGAAAAACACGGGAGACACCCACAGCAAAGCUUUUGGAGCAGCUCACCCCAGUCCUGCCCCCAGUGACCCCUCUGCACCCCAAAACCCGAGCAGCAGGAAUCACCCGGCCCAGGACAUCUCCGAGAACAACGUGAAACCAAGGAAUCACCCGGCGCAGGACAUCUCCGAGAACAACGUGAAACCACGGGACAGAUCCGCCGCUCGCCCCCUCCCCGGGAUCUCCGUUCUCCCCUCGGGUUCCCCGCUCUCCCCCUCCCCGGGAUCCCCGCUCUCCCCGCAGAUCCCCGUCCCGGAGCGGCCGCUCGCACUCUUCAGGAGGAUCUGCAAGCAGGCACAGAUCCCCCUUGCACUGCACACGCUGGAGCGAGUUUGGGUGUUUGUGGGCAAUGCCGUACGGACCGACAGCCGGUACCCAGGACUGACAGCCGGUACCCAUGGACCGACACUCAGUACCAGUGGGACCGUACGGACCGACAGCCGGUACCAGCGGGACUGUACGGACCGACAGCCAGUACCCAGGACUGACAGCCGGUACCCACGGACCGACACCCAGUACCUGCCGGGCCGUACGGACCGACAGCCGGGGGGGGGGGAUGCGGGGCCGGGCCCGGAGCUGGCGGCCGUGAUCGGCGCCACCGUGCCCACGGGCUUCGAGCACACGGCGGCCGAGGAGGUGCGGGAGAAGCUGGGCUCGGCCUCCAGGAUCAGCCGGGAUCGCGGCAAGAUCUACUUCGAGGUCCCGGCCCGGAGCCUGCCUCAGGUCCAUCGUCUGAGGUCAGUGGAUAAUUUAUUUGUUGUUGUUCAGGAGUUCAAAGACUAUCAAUUUGAAGAAAAUAAGGAAGAUGCUCUAAAGCAUUUGGAAGAUUUGGUUAAAGAGCUGCCCUGGACCGACCCAUUGAAAGUUUGGGAGUUGAACAACAGCCUGAAAAAGAAGAAGACAAAGCGCAAAAAACACAACCUGCAGGGUCCUGCAAGCAGAGAGAAGCUGAGUGGUGGUGGAGAAGAGGGAGGAGCAGACCAAAAUGCCACUGAUGACCAGGAGGACUGUGCACAGAACCCUGUGGAGGCAGAGACUCCCCAAGGAGUGACAUCCAGGAACGGGGUGGAGGAGGAGGAAGAUAAUGAGGCAGAUGUGAAAGCUGCAGUGCAGGAGGGUUCUGGGAGCGGGACCAGGGCUGCUGCCAGCGAGGCAGGCGAAGGGGAGAAGGUGCUGAGGUUCCGAGUGACCUGCAGCAGGGCUGGAGACAAGCACAGCUUCACCUCCAACGAGGCCGCCAGGGACUUCGGGGGAGCCGUGCAGGAGCACUUCCAGUGGAAAGCUGACAUGACCAAUUUCGAUGUGGAGGUUCUUCUGAAUAUUCACAACAAUGAAGUCGUGGUGGGAAUUGCAUUAACUGAAGAGAGUCUCCACAGAAGGAAUAUCACUCACUUCGGGCCCACAACGCUGCGUUCCACCCUGGCUUAUGGCAUGCUCAGACUCUGUGAUCCCCAGCCCACAGAUAUCAUAGUUGAUCCCAUGUGUGGUACAGGUGCGAUACCAAUAGAGGGAGCUGCAGAAUGGCCCAACUGCUACCACAUUGCAGGGGAUAACAGCCCUCAGGCAGUGAAGAGAGCAGCUAACAACAUCUGCUCCUUACUGAGGAAAAACGAGAGUAAGGACAGCAGCACUGCCCUGGGCGUCCCCUUGGACGUCAUCCAGUGGGACAUCUGCAACCUGCCCCUGCGCACAGGCUCUGUGGACAUCGUGGUGACAGACAUGCCCUUCGGGAAGAGGAUAGGGUCGAAGAAGAAGAACUGGGAUCUCUACCCAGCCUGCCUGAUGGAGAUGGGUCGGAUCUGCACCCCAGGGACAGGCAGGGCUGUGCUGCUUACCCAGGACAAGAAAUGCUUUGCCAAGGCCCUGUCCCGGGUGGGGCACAUCUGGCGCAGAGCUCAGACAGUGUGGGUGAACGUGGGCGGGCUGCACGCUGCCGUCUACCUGCUGAGGCGCACGGCGGAGCGCGCCGAGGAGGGACGGCGCCGCUGCUGACUGCGGGAGCACAGGGAGACACCCCGGGGUGCAGAGAGCCAGCUGGGACAGCAGCACCCCGGGGCGCAGAGAGAGACACCGCGGGGUGCUGGAGAGCCAGCUGGGACAGCAGCACCCCGGGGCGCAGAGAGAGACACCGCGGGGUGCUGGAGAGCCAGCUGGGACAGCAGCACCCCGGGGCGCAGAGAGAGACACCGCGGGGUGCUGGAGAGCCAGCUGGGACAGCAGCACCCCGGGGCGCAGAGAGAGACACCGCGGGGUGCUGGAGAGCCAGCUGGGACAGCAGCACCCCGGGGCGCAGAGAGAGACACCGCGGGGUGCUGGAGAGCCAGCUGGGACAGCAGCACCCCGGGGCGCAGAGAGAGACACCGCGGGGUGCUGGAGAGCCAGCUGGGACAGCAGCACCCCGGGGCGCAGAGAGAGACACCGCGGGGUGCUGGAGAGCCAGCUGGGACAGCAGCACCCCGGGGCGCAGAGAGAGACACCGCGGGGUGCUGGAGAGCCAGCUGGGACAGCAGCACCCCGGGGCGCAGAGAGAGACACCGCGGGGUGCUGGAGAGCCAGCUGGGACAGCAGCACCCCGGGGCGCAGAGAGAGACACCGCGGGGUGCUGGAGAGCCAGCUGGGACAGCAGCACCCCGGGGCGCAGAGAGAGACACCGCGGGGUGCUGGAGAGCCAGCUGGGACAGCAGCACCCCGGGGCGCAGAGAGAGACACCGCGGGGUGCUGGAGAGCCAGCUGGGACAGCAGCACCCCGGGGCGCAGAGAGAGACACCGCGGGGUGCUGGAGAGCCAGCUGGGACAGCAGCACCCCGGGGCGCAGAGAGAGACACCGCGGGGUGCUGGAGAGCCAGCUGGGACAGCAGCACCCCGGGGUGCAGAGAGAGACACCGCGGGGUGCAGAGAGCCAGCUGGGACAGCAGCACCGCGGGGUGCUGGAGAGCCAGCUGGGACAGCAGCACCCCAGAGCACAGCUCUGUCGCUUUCAAAACCAAACAACCUGUGGAGAAAUUGUCACACCAGUGUUAAACCAGGGAUCAACUUG
Ficedula albicollis (Collared flycatcher) is the source of this 3118-nucleotide messenger RNA. RefSeq names its product THUMP domain containing 3 (gene THUMPD3). Bases 1 to 2073 code for a protein of 690 amino acids. NCBI's taxonomy places the organism in Eukaryota, Metazoa, Chordata, Aves, Passeriformes, Muscicapidae. The record is from RefSeq and is a predicted model, not a curated record. Gene Ontology annotation, biological process: tRNA methylation. The transcript has 13 exons. Gene Ontology annotation, molecular function: tRNA (guanine) methyltransferase activity; RNA binding.